Molecule: messenger RNA, 1167 nt
Organism: Brassica oleracea var. oleracea
Lineage: Eukaryota; Viridiplantae; Streptophyta; Magnoliopsida; Brassicales; Brassicaceae
Product: chaperone protein DnaJ-like
Exons: 6
Coding region: 241-945 (234 amino acids)
Source: RefSeq, a predicted model, not a curated record
GGUUCUGGAGAGUUCCAUUCUAGGUAUGUUGUAGAAAGAAAGACAGAGAGGAGAAACUAAAUAAAAACCCCUUCUUUUAUCAUCACUGAGUUUCUACCUAUCAAACCCUAGUCUUCCCCUUGUUUGCGCGUCUUAUAAACGUGCUUUAGAAUCCAUUAGUGUUACUUAUAGUACCUUAGGAACCUGUUUGUUUUAUUGAGUUUCAAGUUCCUUGUUUUGUCUAAACUUGAGAAGUGAGGUAUGGCUUUGAACAAUAGCGAGAAAGGCAACGAUAAUUUUUAUUCUCUUCUGGGUCUGAAGAAAGAAUGUACGACCACGGAGCUCCGUACUGCAUAUAAGAAGCUCGCUCUUAGAUGGCAUCCAGAUCGUUGUUCAUCAAUGGGGAACUUGGAGUUUAUAGAUGAAUCAAAGAAGAAGUUUCAGGGCAUCCAAGAGGCCUACUCUGUUCUGUCUGACUCCAACAAGAGGUUCCUUUAUGACGUUGGAGCUUAUAAUACUGAUGAUGAUUCUGACCAAAACGGAAUGGGAGAUUUCUUGAGCGAAAUGGCGGUAAUGAUGAAUCAGUCAAAGCCUGGUGAGAAUCAUUCAGGAGACAGUUUCGAACAUUUACAAGAUCUGUUUCAUGAGAUGCUUCAAGGAGAAGCAUUCGCCUCGCCAUCGCCAUCGCCAUCAUCUUGCUAUGCUUCGACUUUCACUUCCUCUUGUAGCUUUGUCUUUGACUCAAAUGCUCAGCAGUCACCGUUUAAGACAACAAGUUCGAUGGGGAUUAAUGAUCCUUUCGCAUUCGACUCCAGACCUCACACCUUCUCUUUAGGGGUGGAACAUCAGCAGGACUUCAAGAAGGGGAAGAACAAUGGUGGGAGAAGAAGCAGACGGAAGAACAAUGCUCAAUCUGCUUCUCACCAAACGUCGUCGUCCAACAACUAUGGAGUUCCCACUUCAUAGCCUCUCCAGUCCCAUAUUUUUGCUAGCUCACCUCCACAUUUGUCGACUAGUCAGUCACACAUAAGAGGACUAGUUCUUGUCCAACAAAAGCGUUGCCGUUUUGUAAACUACCCUCCUCUUUAGUUCUCUCUCUUACAUUGUGAUUGCAUUGUUGUCAAGUAAGCAAGAAGAGUCGUUAAGACCAUUGAGAUGGCAUGAAGUCAACGGCUUUAUGAAGACGAA